Messenger RNA from Desarmillaria tabescens, 832 nucleotides. RefSeq lists its product as uncharacterized. The record is from RefSeq and is a predicted model, not a curated record. Lineage: Eukaryota; Fungi; Basidiomycota; Agaricomycetes; Agaricales; Physalacriaceae. Bases 261 to 695 code for a protein of 144 amino acids. The transcript is spliced from 3 exons.
CCGCAGCAUCGGUAAAAGGUUUUGCUUCGUCUUCGCGUAUCCUUACCCUUGACUUUGGAAAACCCGUACUUGAAGCUGAACACCGCGUAUGGCGCCGCUGUGCUAAUCUUUCUUUGGAAGGUCACAACCCAAAUCAUAACGCCAAGUUCUUUCGAGAGUGAAGUCGUCCAGGCAGUUCGAUCCUGAAAAAAAAACCUUGUGAAACUAUCUGAUCGCUCACCUCAGCCAUGGUGCACUGCAACUGAUCCCAUGCGGGUGAAAUGCUACUCGACCAUGGCUUUCUCGUCAUUACGCCUUGUCUCCUUGGCUGUUGCCGUCAUUUAUUCAACGUCGUAUACUGCUUCAGUUCUAGCACGAGCUCGGACUAUGCGAGGUGGAACGUGCGUUUGAAAACGGCAGGUUGGAGCGGGCUAGCGGAAGGCCAUCGGACGGAAAGCAAUGCAAAAUCGAGAGCGUCGGGCCUGUUCCAAAUAGUUUCAUAUGCUGUCGCACCGAAAUCGUUCAAUGGCCAUAAUCCCUCAUUUAUUCUCUAUCAGGUCCAAAACGUGCCAUUAUAUCCUCCGGGCAUGCGCGAAAUUCGCCAUUCCUGGAUCUAUACGGAGUUACGGAAGCAUGUCUGCUUUAUUGGCGAUACACCCGGUGUAUUCAGUAUAAAUUCGAGCAUAAUCCAUGUCUUUCCCACCUUAUCUGGUUGAGCAAUGGCCACUCCUUCAGCGCUUGAAACGGGACUGCGUCAAAAGCGAACGGCCGUAAAGUUGCAAGGAUUCGCUCUUCUGCAGCUGAGCUUCCAAGCAUUGGGGAUUAUCUACUCAGAUAUAGGUUAAGUUGCCUG